AUGGCUGCCGAAGAAACAAACCCGAAACUGCCCCAAGGCGAGCGGACUGAAAACCUCGGAUUUGCCAAGAGAUUGAGCAAGAGGCUGUCUAUGAGCCAUGGAAGCAAAGGAGAGUCUGGCCAGGGAGGAAAUCGCAGCGAGAUUCUUGAACGAAGCUCCUCGAUCCGGGAUGAAAUGAGCCACGGAAAUCUCAGCGGUGCCAAAGAGGUCAUCACCCAGGGCCAAUCCACCAAGAAGCAAUCGAGCCAAGGUGAUGCUGGAGGAGCAUCGAGUAGUACAGCAAACAACAAAGAAAAUACCAACGAGAAAAACCUACAGCAAGCUGGCCAAGAGAUCAGCAAGGGCGGCAUUGGACAAGACAGCACCGGAAAGGCCUCCACUGGAGAGUCGAAUAUCGAGCAGAGAAAUACACACUCCGAGCGACCAGAAACCCAACCAGCGAAACAAGGAAUCGACAAUAGCGAGAAAAAUGACCGCAGCAAACAAAACACCGAGUCGACCGAGAAAACCACAGAGAACAAGGCCGAAGAAAAAGGAAAUAAAAAAGCAGACCGCAGAGGCAGUGUGGCAGCUGGUGUCCUCGAGCCCAACUACGACAUUCGCAAAGGGCCCAUCACUGUUCCUGGAACAUUCCAAGAGAAAAACUAUCACAACAAGGAUGGCAGAGAAACGAUCAUUCAGAAAGGGAUCAACAGCAAAGCUCUAUCGGAAGCAAGAACCGAAGCCACCAAGGAUACCGGCGCCGAUGCCACCGAAGCAAACGCAGCACAGAAAGACUUUUCAAACACAGACCCUGGUGGGAAGAAAGAAACCCCAUCAGACCAAGCUAAGUCUGGAACUGCGGUUGCUGGAGGUGGCUACAGUGACAGUUUCAUUGAGAAUGAGCUCCAUGACCAAAAGGAGAUCAGCCCUGAUGUCUUUGACGACGGCACUGGUGGGAAAGAUGUCUCUCAGGAGUCCACAGGUCCAGAUUCGUCCGGAAAAUACCAUCUCGACAAAGCUCAUCUCGAUAGACAAGGCUCUUUGACUUCCCAACAAGUAGGCGAAGGCGCUGCUGCUGCUGCUGCUCUCACAGGAGGCUACGGCGCAAGCAAGGGUGCUACGGGCAAGACUUCACAAGUUCGAAGCCUGACAACAAAACAGACCUCGACUGCUAGAUCAGGCGCAGCAACGACCCAAGACUAUGCAUCCACAAGCCCAAAGAGUGGAGGUAUUGCCGCUGUGGGUGGAUAUGACCGUGCGCACGCACGAGGAUUGGCAAAGAAAUAUCCGUCCUACGCCCACGCAGCCAGCAGCCAGAGUAGCCUCUCUGAUAGCGCCGCAAAGGCCUCGGGUAGCUCAACCCCAAGGGGACUCGAUGAGUCUGGCGAUUAUCGACCCACCACCACAAGCGCUGCAAACGAGAAGAUGUCUAGCGGUGCAUCCAAAUCGAACAAAGCAAUUUUUGUAGGUGAAGGAAGCCGCGGAAUGCAGCAGACCACCGGCUAUGGAGCCACCGGCACUGGUCUCAGUGGCUCGAGCCAAGCGGGCCUCGCCAGCGCAGGCCUUCUACAAGGGGGUACCUCAGGGGCACUGAACAACACCCAAAGCAGCUCAAACAACGCAGGUAUUGUGGGUGGAGGUAUUCGACAAGCCAGUGCUUCUGGUACCACUAGCAAAGGUGGCUUCGAUAACGGAAAGGCUGGCUUUGGGGACGCUCAAUCUUCGGGCUCCAAAUCCAACGUUGUCAAUGGAAUUACCACCAAGCGCACUGUCAGGCAGCUGAGCAGUGGUGGUUAUAAGCUCACUGUUCUCCAAGAGAAGGUUCAGGCCGUGUCUCAAAAGUGCAAGGCUCAGCUGGGCUUGUCUUCUAGUGAGAUAAGUAAGCGUAGCACCAACGUUGAUGCCUUUUUCGAUGCUGUCGCUUCCGAGCGUCUUCGCUGGAUGCCUCGUGAUGGCAGCAGACUAGACUGCAGCUUGCGAUGGGCCUCGAGACUGGCCUAUGCCGUUGAUGCUCUCCGUCAAUCCGUCGGAGGAUUCGCACCUGCUGCUACCGAGGCCGCGACGCUCAUCUGGGGAUUUGCUAUCCUUCUAUUAGAGUCUGACAUAGACAACACGGAUGUCUUCGAGAGCGUCUUUGGCCGCUACGGUCGUGUCGCCGUUGGCAUAUAUCUGCUCUUGCAGUAUGAGACUGCCUACAAAGCAUCCCCUGAGUUGCAGCCAGAGGUUGCGGCAGUCUUUGCCGACUUACUCGAGAUGGUGUGUAGCACUACUACAAGUUGCGUCGAGGGCCUGAAGAGUAAAGAAUCCGAUCAAGUCAUUGGUCAUAACGUCGAUUCCGCCUUUGUGACUUACGCCAAGCGCUUUUCAACUCAUUGGAACACCAUCGUCGAUGCCCACACAUCCAAGAUUGUGGAGGGUAGCUCGUUGAUUUAUUCAUCGCCCGAGCUUGGUAGCCUGCGUCAAUUCCUCGGCGUUCAAGACCGCCCUCUUCAGUUCAUCCUGGACUCCCGCGCCCACUCUAUCGCCGACGGAUCGUUCGAGUGGUUCAACAACACGCUCUACGACUUCACUGUCUCAAGCUCCCCUGCGAUGGUGAUUACAGGUGGUCCCGGUUCUGGAAAGAGUGCAUUGGCUCAAUGGACAGUUGAAAGACUGCAAGAGUCAGCGGAGCACGACAGCUGGAACGUAGUUCCUUACAACAUCCGGGCCGAUAUUCCCGUCGCCACAUUGCCUUUGCGAAUCCUGAAGGGUGUUUUGCAUCAGAUGUUGGACCACUCUGUGAGCGACAAGGUCACUCAAGAGGCUGUUCUCGUCGAGGUUGCCCAGGCCGCACAAGGAGCAAUUGAUGGGGCUGGAGAUGAUGCAGUCGAAGAAUCUCUUUGGAAGGGUAUCCGCGCUGGUCUUUCAUCAAACAUUCAAUACAUGUUUGUGGUUGAUGGAAUUGAUCAGAUCAAGGGCGGAGAUACAGACGCCAUGGCAUGCCUUGACCACUUCUGCGAUCUACUAUCCCAACAAAAUGCUGGGUCCAAGAUGAUUGCUUUUACUCGACCACUCAGCACGAAGUCGCAUUCCAAGGGUAUUCAACAAUUCGUCAUCCAGCCUGCGCAAACCAAGACAGAUCUUACGUCUUACGUCAACAAGUUACUUUCGUCUAGUGCGAGCUUUGACACACAAAAGGGCAAUCAGUUCAAGGCUGCGGUAUCUGCUAUCGUUGGUCGUUCUCAAGGCUCGUUCAGCUGGGCUGAAAUGGCGGUUGCUUAUGCCAAGCAGCAGAAGACGCUGAACCAAGCCGUUUCGUCUGUGCAAGGCUUGCCACAAAACAUGCCGGAGCUCCUCGACUUCCAUUCCAAAAAUCUUGACCUCAGCCAGCAGGGAACGAUCAGCAUUGUUUCGUGGCUCGCUGCAGCCGAGAGACCCUUGCUUGUGGAAGAGAUUGAACAUCUGCUCAACGUGGACCCUCAGGGGCCCAGCUACCUCUCAAAGUAUCCGAAGGAUAGCUAUGACACUUUGAAUGCACUGAGUCCUCUGGUCAUGACCCGCGACGGAGUCGUGUCUUUUGCACACACCUGCAUUCGUGACCAUGUCAUCAAACAUGCCACGCAGAGCGAAGGAAAAGCCGAACUCAGCCUGAAGGAUGCGCACUACGACUUACUCACCAGAUCUUUGUCUUGUGUGCAACUGAGCGUGAGCGAAGAAGCCGAUGUAUCUCUUGACAAGCUAAGCAUGGAGGAGCGCAACAAGCUUUUCGACAAGUAUGUCGUUCUGGAAUACACCGCGCGCUAUUGGCUAUCGCAUCUCCUGUCCUCUCCUCUCGUCACCGAUGACGGAGAGUUCCAUUUCACUUCUGGCUUCAAGAAGCUCAUGCCUGCAACCGUUCUGUUUGCUCGCCUGGAGCUGACUUGCCGCGAGUCCCAAUUCUCUCGGUCUAGUGUGGUUGAGCUCUACAGACUUGCAAGUGAUAUCCGACGCUUGGUUCUCGGCGAGAAGUCUAUUGCCUUUUUGCAGAGUCUGGUCCUCAGCGCACGUGUGUCAAAGUUAGCACACGCCAGCCAUGCCGAUGAGCACUGCUAUGAGGCGUGGAAGCUGAGCCAAGAACUUCUUGGACAGUCACACGCCAUCACUCUGACCUGUGCCGAAAUGAUGACUCAGUCUUUCGCUGAACGAGGCACAAUGACAUCGCAGCAAGAAGACAUUAUGAAAUACCUUAUCUUGACUGAUUCUGAGAUCACUGGUGUUAGCUUCAGCCAGCGAUUGAAGUACCUUGGAAUGAUUGUCGGCAUGUACAAGUCUCGAGGCGACAACGGGUCAGGCCUCUUCAUCUCAAAGCACUUCUAUCAGCAGGUCCUUCAGAAGUACGGUACCAACUCGCACCAGUCAUCGGAGACUGCAGACUUCUUGACUGGUCAAUUCUCCACUACCGGAAGUGAUGAGAUGAGCCGCGACAUCGCCAGAACCAAGUAUGACAAUGUCGUUCGAACCAUGGAGGUCACAGAUGAGCGCCGCAUCAGUUACACUCUGUACAUGGCAGAGAUGUACGAGAAGAACAAUGACAUAGCUCAUGCGCAAGCUGUACUUUCAAGCCUCUGGGCAGGACUCAACUCACGCGACAUCGACUCUGUCGAUAUGAUGGACAAGAAGUCAAACGUUGCUCUUGUGUACUAUCAGUUCCUCCGCCGCCAGGGACGAAAUGAUGAGGCCGAGGUCAUCAUUCGGGAGCUGGUCGCUGAUCUCGAGGUGACGGGUAUUCAUUCCGCGGAAAUGAUGCAGCGCGUGUCGCUUCUCAAAUCCGAGACCCGUGAGAUGCACAUGUACAGCCUUGAUCGCUCUUUGUCAGUGCUCAUGUGGCGUUACUACAAGGAAACCCACCAGGAGUACUCUGAGGAGUCGACAGCUUUGGCGCUAUCUAUCGCUCAGAGUAUGGCAAAUGCUGUCUCCAUUGAAGACGCAUCGUCACUCACUCUCCAAGACCGCAAGCUGCUGGUUGAACUGCUAGAUGUUAUCUCCGCUAGCUCGGCCAACCUGACCGUCACUACCUUGAUUAUGUGUCACAAUCUCUCUAGCAUCUAUGUGCGCGAGGCAGACUUUGCACAGGCCAGUGAAUGCUGCAUGGCCGUCAUGCAGCACAUUUGGCCAACAGUGGAACAAGAAAAGUCUUACAAGGAGUUUCCGCAUGAGCUUGCACCUCCUGCGGCAGACCUGGCUCUUGUUCUGGCUUACUGUCACUUCCGCAGGCUGCAUCUGGAGCAGGCUACGACAGUUUACCAGAAUGCCUUCGGCUCUUUGAUCGCCUCCGAUAGGGUUCCUGUUCCAUCUGUGCUGGCUGUUGCCAAGGCUGUUGUUGGAUUCUACGAGACUUCCUACCAAUUUACCAAGGCGCUCACUUUGCUCCACACUGUGAGCAACUUCUUGGCUUCUCGUCUUGGAGAAACUCACAAGCACACCAUUGAUAACAUGUACCUUGAGGCUGCUCUGGCGACUCGUUUGGAAAUGAACGGUGAAGCCAAGGGUACUUAUCAGCGCAUCUUCAAGGCUACUUCGCGGGAAAAAACUAUCACCCCCGAAGGCAUCGAAGCCGCGAUUGCACUGAUCGCUCUCUAUGAAGGAGAAAUGCAAUGGGAUUCUGCUCUGGAAGUCUACCGAGCUCUUUGGCCAACACUGGUUGUCGAGGACAACAAGGAGGAGUCUUAUGACCACACUCUUCUGGACCGGACUCUGGAAAAGACAUACAUUGGUUAUAUGUCUAUUCUGACCACCAGAAGAACCUCUCCAUUUUCAGAGCGCUGGCAGGUUGCUUCUGACUAUGUCAUGACAUGCCGCCACGUGCAUGGUGAGACUAGCCACAAGACAUUGAACGCUACUCUGCUCUUCGCCGAGCUGUGCGAGUCCAACGACCUGUAUAUGGACCAAGCCAUCACAUUGUACAAGCUUCCACUGCAGACCAACGAGUGGGUUGCCACCCCAGAGGCCUCAAAGGGUCUUGACCAGAUGACUGUUCCAUUGCCCAUCACGCUCAAGCACAAGUUGGCACAGCUGUUUGUUCGAAAGCAUGACUCGACUAGCGAAGCUCGCUCGCUAUACACCGAAGAGUUCCAGCUGGCUAAGAAGACACAAGGAUACUUCUCGACUACCACACUCUCUUGGCUGCGAGAGCUUGCUCUUGCGCAUUCUCGACAGGGCACUACUACUUCCGUCCAGCAAGGAAAUGCCAUACUGCACACCUUCUCUACUGAUGUCUUGCAUGCCGGUGGUGAUGCUGAUAUGAUUGGUGACUGGGCACGCAGAAUCGCCAGCAUCUAUCUUGAGUGUGGCUUUAUUGAAGGCGGCAACAAUGUGCUUGACGAACUUCGCCAACGCGUGGUCUACAGCCCCGAAGCUUCGGCCAUGGCCCUUGGUGACCGCCGCGAUGCUGUUUUCGUUGCUGCCUUCGAAGAAGUCUUCGGCAGACGUGCCAGCUAUGACCAAAUCAUGAAGGAGAUGUCAAGUGAGAUGGGAACCUACCAGACCUUCUCAAAGAACCUUUCUGGUCAUGACUUCGUUCCCACUCUCAUCUCUGGUCACGUUCUCUAUACUCUCCAGCAUGACCAGAAGCGGACUAGCGCUGCUAAUGACACCAAGGACAAGUUGUACGACUACUUCUGCUCCAACCUGUCUGCCACCAAUGUGGGUGACAAGGAAAUCGUCCAGCAGUUCUAUCAAAUUUGCCUUCGGGAGGUUCACCACGAGAACUACGCUACCAGUAUUCUCAACACGACCACAAAUUUGGUCCGUGAACUAUGCAACGCCUCCCGUUUCCAGGAGGCGGCGAUCCUGACGGGUGUCCUGCACUCCUUCCUGCAUCUGACUGAUGGCCUGAGCAAACACGACAACAUCAAGACCGCCACUCAGAUUUGCCUCUACCUAAGCGGUCACAAGGCAACCAAAUGCACCGACGAAAAGACCUACCACGGCAUGUCAGUGAAGUCUAAACUUCUUUUGCAAGACAUCAUGUCCUCUUCGAAGUCCAUGGGUAUCGAAAUGGUGGACCUGCCCUUCGGCGACUUGAACGACAUCAUCACCCUCCUAGGUGAAUACGAGAUGUUCGACGAGUUAGAAGGAAUCCUCUCCCAGCUCUGGACUUCCAGAAUCGUCCAACGCACCUGGACCCCCGACGUGGUCGUGUGGAUCGGGCGACGUCUUGUCGAAACACGCUUCUGUCGCGGCCACAUCGACUCUUCUAUCCAGCUGUGUCGCGACAUCUGCUACAAUCUGCGACAGGUUUGGGGAAGCUGUGAUCCCGUCACUUUGGAAAUGACGAAGCUUCUCUCUGGCCUCUUCACUGCCUCCGACAACCACCAGUCUGCAGCGGCUUUGCACGAGGGCAUUCUGUACGACUUGCUCGGUGACUCGGAUGCGAAGGGUCAUGAGCGUGCCGCGGACACUGCUUCUCAGCACAUGGAGCUGCUGCGUCGUGCGCAGGCCCGCUUGGGCGGCCAGACUUCAAAGAGGGCUUCGGCGCAUGCUGGUCUGUUCCAGUCUCUUGCUGAUCGCUUUGGUGUGCAGUCUGAGCAGAUUAAGAGUGUUGGAGAGGCGAAUGGCGGCGAACAAUUUGGUAUUUGGUCUAAGCCUCGACGAUUCAGUAUUGAUGUGGAAGAUUUGGAGGAAGAGGGUCAGGCCCACCACAACCAUUUGCGCGAGUCGAGCGGAGCUGGGUUGUAUGGCAGUGGUGCCCCGAGACGAAUUUCAGUCCAGGCUCUAUGA
Penicillium brevicompactum is the source of this 7719-nucleotide messenger RNA. Its product is annotated as ATP-binding protein. The transcript has 3 exons. The coding region runs from base 1 to 7719 and encodes 2572 amino acids. NCBI's taxonomy places the organism in Eukaryota, Fungi, Ascomycota, Eurotiomycetes, Eurotiales, Aspergillaceae. The record is from RefSeq and is a predicted model, not a curated record.